Ceratotherium simum simum (southern white rhinoceros) is the source of this 2891-nucleotide messenger RNA. It is a transcript of the gene ZNF382, whose product is annotated as zinc finger protein 382. Gene Ontology annotation, molecular function: DNA-binding transcription repressor activity, RNA polymerase II-specific; RNA polymerase II cis-regulatory region sequence-specific DNA binding. Gene Ontology annotation, cellular component: nucleoplasm. Gene Ontology annotation, biological process: regulation of cytokine production; regulation of immune system process; negative regulation of transcription by RNA polymerase II. NCBI's taxonomy places the organism in Eukaryota, Metazoa, Chordata, Mammalia, Perissodactyla, Rhinocerotidae. The record is from RefSeq and is a predicted model, not a curated record.
GCGCCCGCAGCAGAGACCGCGCCGCCCCUGACUCGCCGCCCCGCAGACUCCUGGGAGCGCCGGUCCACGCGGGAGUGCGCAGGCGCAGACGACUGAUCCGUGGGCCGCGGAUUCUUUCCUGUUCCAAAAGAAGACCUCAAAAGAGAAGGUUCAUCUCUUGCAAAUCUCAAAGCCAUGCCUCAGGGAUCAGUGUCAUUCAAGGAUGUGACUGUGGACUUCACCCAAGAGGAGUGGCAGCAACUGGACCCUGCUCAGAAGACCCUCUACAGGGACGUCAUGUUGGAAAACUAUUGCCACCUCAUCUCUGUAGGGUUUCACAUGACUAAGCCCGAUAUGAUCCGCAAGUUGGAACAAGGGGAAGAACUAUGGACAACAGAGAGGAUUUUCCCAGGUCAGAGCUGCCUAGAAGAAGAUGGGAAAGCUGAAGAUGUUUUAGUGAAGUUCAAAGAAUACCAAGAUAGGCAUUGUAGAUCAGUUGUUUUCAUCAACCACAAAAGACUAAUAAAGGAAAGAAGUAAUAUUUUGGGGAAAACUCUUACUGUAGGCAAGAACCGUAUCAUUUCAAAAACAACACUAUGUGAAUAUAAACCUGAUGGAAAGGUUUUGAAAAACAUUUCAGAAUUAGUCUACAGAAAUAUAAGCCCUGUAAGAGAGAAAUUUGGUGAGAGUAAUGGAUGGGAGAAGUCACUCCUCAAUGCUAAGCGUGAGAAGAUUCAUACUGCAGUGAAUCUCUAUAAACAAACAGAAAGAAGUCUGAGUGGUAAACAAGAGCUUAUUCAGCAUCAGAAGGUUCAAACUCCAGAGCAAUCAUUUGAACAUAAUGAAUGUGAAAAGUCCUUCCUUAUAAAAGGAAUGUUAUUUACACAUACUAGAGCUCACAGAGGAGAAAGACCCUUUGAAUACAAUAAAGAUGGAAUAGCCUUCAUUGAAAAGUCAAAUCUCAGUGUCCAUCCACAAAAUCUUAUGGAGAAGAAGUCCCAUGCAUAUAGCAAAUAUGGGAAAUUCCUCUGCAGGAAGUCCAUUUUUAUUAUGCAUCAGAAAUCUCAAACAGAAGAAAAACCCUUUCAGUGUCCUUACUGUGGGAAUAACUUUAGAAGGAAGUCAUAUCUCAUUGAACAUCAGCGAAUUCACACAGGUGAGAAACCUUAUGUUUGCAGUCAAUGUGGAAAAGCUUUCCGUCAAAAGACAGCCCUCACUCUUCAUGAAAAAACACAUAUAGAGGGGAAACCCUACAUUUGUAUGGAUUGUGGGAAGUCCUUCCGUCAGAAAGCAACCCUCACUAGACAUCACAAAACACAUACAGGGGAGAAAGCCUAUGAAUGUACUCAAUGUGGAAGUGCUUUUAGAAAGAAGUCAUACCUCAUUGAUCAUCAGAGAACUCACACAGGAGAGAAACCAUAUCAAUGUAAUGAAUGUGGAAAGGCAUUUAUCCAGAAGACAACCCUCACUGUACAUCAGAGAACUCACACAGGAGAAAAACCCUAUAUUUGUAAUGAAUGUGGGAAGUCCUUCUGUCAAAAGACAACCCUCACUCUCCAUCAAAGAAUUCAUACAGGGGAAAAACCCUAUAUUUGUAAUGAAUGUGGGAAGUCCUUCCGCCAGAAGGCAAUCCUCACUGUUCAUCAGAGAAUACAUACAGGAGAGAAAUCCAAUGGAUGUUCUCAGUGUGGGAAAGCCUUUAGUCGGAAAUCAAACCUCAUUCGCCAUCAGAAAACUCACACAGGAGAGAAACCAUAUGAAUGUAAAGAAUGUGGGAAGUUCUUCAGUUGUAAGUCAAACCUCAUUGUCCAUCAGAAAAUUCACAAGGUAGAAACCAUGGGAAUUCAGUAAAGGAUGUGACUUUUUUUUUUGUAAAAAACUUUUAAAGUCAUAGUAAACCCUGUACAUGAUGUUGCUUGCAAGUGUAAUAAUGUUCAACUGUUUAAGGUGCUCUACCGCAUAUUUACCUGCUGUUUGCUAGCCUAUAGAACACACACACAAAAGAAUUACUAGAGAAAUUAAAUGACAAAAGUCAUUGAAAAUACAAGCCCUAAUUUUUUAUUAUUAAAUUCAGCAGACGUAAACUUCCUUUAUCAAGUUACUGAAAACAUUUUAAAUUGCCUUUCUAAAAUUUUAAAUUUCAGUACCUACCUUGUCGUGAACCAGUAAUAAACAAUUGGCCGACUGGCAGUAGUCCAUGGACCACACUGAUGAGAAGUGCUUUAAAACAAAGGAGGUGUGAACUGUAUUUCUUAUUCCAAAUAUGGAAUAAAAAUUAGUUGUUACCUCCUCAAAGUUAAUCAUAGUUCUGACUUCUAACAUUAUAAAUUAGUUUUUGCAUAUUAUAAACCCUUAUAUAAAUUGGAUUAUAAAUCAUGUAUUCUUUCAUAUAUGGCUUGUUUCAUUCAUCAUUAUGUCUCUGAAACUCAUUGUUACUGCAUGUGGCAGAAGUUCAUUUAUUUUCAUUCUAUAUAGAAUUCCAUUAUAUGGUUAUAUCACAAUUUAAUCCAAUUUAUUGUUGAUGGACGUUUCAUUAUUUGCAGCUUAGGGUCAUAAUAAAUAAUGCUUCUGUGAACAUAUUUAUCUUUUGCUGUACAUAUAUUCAUUUCUCUUGUGUAUAUACUUAGUGGAAUUGCUGGGUUGUGGGGCAUAUGUAUGUUUGCCAGCUUUGGUAGAUACUACCAAAUAACUCAGAACUUCACAACAUGAGAUAAUUCACUCUGAAGGGAAACAACUGAAUAUUAUCAAUAUGGUGAUGGUUCAAACCAGAGAAUUCAUAGUAGAAAGAAACUCUAUGAAUGCUGUGAAAACUGGGAAUUCGCAUAUAAUACAUGUAUAAAGGCUUUUAGCCACAGCCCAAAUCUUUAUAUAAUACCAGACAAAUGUAAUAAAUGUGAGAUUGCCUUUAGCCA